Abrus precatorius (Indian licorice) is the source of this 865-nucleotide messenger RNA. RefSeq lists its product as uncharacterized. The record is from RefSeq and is a predicted model, not a curated record. NCBI's taxonomy places the organism in Eukaryota, Viridiplantae, Streptophyta, Magnoliopsida, Fabales, Fabaceae. Bases 120 to 530 code for a protein of 136 amino acids. The transcript is spliced from 3 exons.
GUUUAGAACUCUUUUUCUCUUUACCUUUCCAGUUUCGCUUUCAGUUUCAGGUCAGAUUCUAAAUCCUAUUACUAUUUCUGUCGUUGUUCUCCCACUCUCAACAGUUUAGGAGUUUAGAGAUGGCAGAAUCAAAACCUGGAUUGAGAAAGCCAGUGUUCACUAAGAUUGAUCAGCUUCGCCCUGGGACUAGUGGGCACACUCUAACUGUGAAGGUGGUUAGUACUAAGAUGGUGAUGCAGAAGGGUCGUCCUGAUGGUCCCCAACCUCGCCAAAUGCGGAUUGCUGAAUGUUUGGUGGGUGAUGAAACAGGAAUGAUCAUAUUCACUGCCAGAAAUGAUCAAGUGGAUCUGAUGAAAGAGGGCUCUACUGUCACCUUGCGAAAUGCAAAAAUUGACAUGUUCAAAGGAUCAAUGAGGCUUGCUGUGGACAAGUGGGGUCGAGUUGAAGUCACAGAACCCGCAAGUUUCACUGUCAAGGAAGAUAACAACCUGUCCCUUAUUGAAUAUGAACUGGUGAAUGUUGUGGAGUGAUUUCUUGGGACAUUUUGCAACUUCUGCUGUGUUAUAAUGAGAAUAAACAAAUCCAGCAAAGCAGUCUUAAUAGAAAUAGAUAUUUGGAAGCUAGUGGUACUCAGUUGCUUCUUACAGCUGACUCGGUUGUUCUUGCUCGUUGAAACACUGAACCUAUGAAGGCAUUAAAUGGACCAUAAGGGAUUUGGCUUCCAGAUUUUGCUCUUUGUUUUGCUAUCUAUUUACUUCUUUAUUAUGUGUAUCUUUAUUUACCUUAGAUUCUAUGUAUCAGAGUAUUAUUAUAUGUGGAAGACGAACCUUUAUACUUGAUGUAAUCCUUUCUUUGGCUUCAUACU